UUGCCUUUGAGCAGCAGCAAUGGAAAAGCUCUGUCUCCACACAAGCAAAAAUGCCUCCUUGUGAUUUUGUGCCUGAAAAAUACGAAUCCUAUCCGUACGAACGCAUGGGGAAGAUUCGUGAACAAAAUGUUUCUCCUUCACUGCGGAUGUAUUACAAGAAGCCGUUGUUGCUGCAUCAAGGACAUAUGCAGUGGUUGUUUGAUUAUGAUGGACGACGAUACCUUGAUCUGUUUGCUGGAAUCGCCACUGUCAAUGUUGGUCACUGCCACCCGAAGGUAACUAUGGCAGCCCAGAAACAGCUUGCUCGCCUGUGGCAUACCACUAAUGUCUACAUGCACCCCUCAAUCCAGGAGUAUGCUGAAAAGCUAACUUCUCUUCUUCCAGAUCCGCUUAAGGUGAUUUAUCUAACCAACAGUGGGUCAGAAGCCAAUGACUUGGCUAUGCUCAUGGCAAGGCUUUAUACUCGUAACUUCGACAUCAUCUCUUUAAGAGGAUCGUACCAUGGAGGCAGCGCUUACACACUGGGAUUGACAGCUGUUGGUCUUUAUAAGCAUGGUGUUGCCAAUGGCCUUGGCUGUUCAACAACAAUGUUGCCAGAUGUUUUUCGUGGCCCAUGGGGAGGCAGCCAUUGCAGAGAUUCUCCAGUGCAAACUGUUCGAAAAUGCAGCUGUUCUGAAGGUGUAUGUCAUGCAAACAACCAGUACAUUGAACAGCUCAAAGAUACUCUGAACACCACUGUGCCAAAGACAAUAGCUGGAUUUAUUGCUGAACCAAUUCAAGGUGUUAAUGGAGCUGUUCAGUACCCAAGAAAUUUCUUAAAGGAAGCUUAUCAGCUAGUCCGGGAAAGAGGGGGCAUCUGUAUUGCAGAUGAAGUACAGACGGGAUUUGGACGGACAGGCAGAUAUUUGUGGGGUUUUCAAACUCAUGAUGUAGUCCCUGACAUUGUUACUUUUGCAAAAGGAAUUGGUAAUGGCUUUCCAAUGGCGGCUGUUGUUACAUCAAAAGAGAUUGCAAGUCCCUUGGCUCAAAACCUUCACUUCAAUACAUUUGGAGGAAGCCCUUUAGCCUGUGUAAUUGGAGCUGCAGUUCUUGAUGCAAUUGAAGAAGAUGGUCUACUAAAAAACUGUGAGGAUGUGGGAACUUAUAUGCUAUUGGAGUUGGCCAAACUACGGGAUAAAUUUGAGAUUGUUGGAGAUGUCCGUGGCAGGGGACUUAUGAUUGGAGUGGAGAUGGUGACAGAUAAGUACAGUUGCCAUCCUCUUCCAGCUGAAGAAAUGGCUCAGAUCUGGGAGGACUGUAAAGACAUGGGGGUUCUGAUCGGCAAAGGAGGACUCUACGGCCAGACAUUUAGAAUUAAACCUCCUCUGUGCAUUACUAAAAAGGACGUCGACUUUGCUGUGGAAGUAUUUCAUACUGCUUUGCAGAGGCAUGUGGAAAGAGCAACUAAAAAAUAG
Messenger RNA from Merops nubicus (carmine bee-eater), 1454 nucleotides. RefSeq names its product alanine--glyoxylate aminotransferase 2 (gene AGXT2). The transcript is spliced from 13 exons. Gene Ontology annotation, molecular function: L-alanine:glyoxylate transaminase activity; pyridoxal phosphate binding. Gene Ontology annotation, biological process: glyoxylate catabolic process. NCBI's taxonomy places the organism in Eukaryota, Metazoa, Chordata, Aves, Coraciiformes, Meropidae. Gene Ontology annotation, cellular component: mitochondrion. The annotation marks the transcript as partial. The record is from RefSeq and is a predicted model, not a curated record.